This is a messenger RNA of Arabidopsis thaliana (thale cress), 1167 nucleotides long. RefSeq names its product F-box/RNI-like superfamily protein. Lineage: Eukaryota; Viridiplantae; Streptophyta; Magnoliopsida; Brassicales; Brassicaceae. The record is from RefSeq and is marked reviewed. The transcript has 2 exons. Bases 50 to 826 code for a protein of 258 amino acids.
CACGACACAUAUUGCAACACACAGUAUUUUUUUUUAAAUCUGAUUGGCCAUGGAAGAGGAAGACCACGCCACCUUUGCUGUAGGAAACCCUAGCCACCGUUUUGAUCGUCCUCUAAUCAGACGAUCAAGUGAUUCAAUCAGCAAUCUACCCGACGAAAUUCUUCACCAUAUCCUCUCCUUUAUUCCCGAGACCAAUUUAGUGAUCAGAACCUCGGUCUUGUCGAAACGAUGGAGACAUGUAUGGUCCAAGACACCUCAUCUCUCCUUUGAAUGGCUUAUGGUUUCCCCUAAAUUGAUAAACAAAACCCUAGCCAGCUACACGGCUUCCAAAAUCACGAGUUUCCAUCUCUGUACCAGUUACAGCUACGAGGCUGGCCAUGUUCAUAGCUCGAUCGAGUUUGCAAUGUCUCACAACGUGGAUAAUCUUUCUCUGGCGUUCAGUAGUUUUCCACCGUGUAACAAGUUUCCUGAUUUCUUCUACACCAGCUCUUCUCUAAAGCGAGUCGAGUUGAGAUCUGCUAGUUUGACUCCCAGUUGCAUUGUGUCUUGGACCUCACUAAGGGACUUGUCUUUGACCCGGUGUAAUCUCUCGGAUAAAUCCUUUCUUAAGAUUCUGUCUGGUUGUCCAAUCCUCGAAAGCUUGAGUUUGAAGUUUUGUGAGUCACUCAAGUAUCUUGAUCUGAGUAAAUCACUGCGCUUGACAAGAUUGGAGAUAGAACGCAGAUCCUGUUUUCGAGAACCAAUGCAGUCUAUGCAGAUCGUGGCGCCACAUAUUCAUUAUUUGAGAUUGAGAGACUCUGAGGCACACUGCACUUUCCUGGUAUAGCAAGGCUACUGCAAAACUCACCUGGAUUAAAGAAGUUAACAGUUUACACAAUUGAAAUGUGCAGCACGUUACUGUGGGAUUGUGUCAACAGCUACUUGAAGAAACAACGUUGGAGAUUGAAAGAUGAGAUCUUUCCAACCUCGCAGGAGUAUGAAGUUGUAAAGCCGAAAGUCAUGGCUUCGUUCAUGGAACUUUUGCUGGCAAACACAAAUACGUUAGAGACUUUGGUUGUACAGUUGGGAAGUUGCAUUGCUAGAUCAAGAUUUAAAGAGCUGUUUCAGAUCGCACUCACGCUUUCUCACGACAAAAAGGUCUCAAUUAUGCUCACGCAAACACUUUAG